UCCAGGUCUACGUGCUAACUCGUCUGUGACGAUUCGCUUUCUCCACUCACCCACCCCUCCAACUAUCCUCACCAUGAAAUUCUUCCUCGUCUUUCUUGGCUUUUUCGCUGUCGCCACUGCUGCCCCGUUGGCGAUCAGGCGUGCUGAGCACGCUGCGGUUGCGCCUCCUCUGGGUGUGGUUGGUGGACGUGACAUACAAAACGGCGAUAUGACGCGGCGAAGCGACAACUCUUUGAUCCAAGUUGUACGCGCCAAUGAUGAUAGCAUUAAACGGAUUCUCGGAGAAAAUUUGGAAACACGGCAACUUCAAACAGCAGAUGAAGUCGUCGACGCUGUUAUUGAAAAACUUGAAUCGGAAACGUUGGGAACACGGCAACUCCAAGCAGCAGUUGAAAUCGUUGAAGCUGUUAUUGAUCUUGUUGAGGGAAUAAUUGACAUGAUAAACGCGGACAACACGAAACGUGAUCAUUUUACUAUCGACACGGUUACCCAGUCAGGACAGCAAUGGCCAGGCUUCAAUUGGGUCAUCUGCGAUUCUGAUCACACAACUGCUUUCGACGGUACCGAGGGCGUCGACUGGGGUCACAGUCAUCAUGAACUUGACAUCUCCCUUGGCAGAACGGUUGGAUACGAGCUUUAUUGGCUCAGGUCAGGUACAUUCACUCGGAAUGGAGAUGGCGGAUAUUUGAACUGGGCCUACGAAGGCGUCGUCACUGGAACGGAAAAUGGUGGAUCGGUUGUCCACUUUGCCGCACCAUGAUUUAAAUACAUAUCUUUUGUAACGAAAAGUCGAUGAAAUGAUUAUCCUGCUUGUCCGUGCUCCAAAA
Messenger RNA from Laccaria bicolor S238N-H82, 827 nucleotides. RefSeq lists its product as uncharacterized. Lineage: Eukaryota; Fungi; Basidiomycota; Agaricomycetes; Agaricales; Hydnangiaceae. The coding region runs from base 74 to 760 and encodes 228 amino acids. The record is from RefSeq and is a predicted model, not a curated record. The transcript has 4 exons.